AUGCUGUCGACAGCAAAAAAUGUGGGACCAGUACCUAAAAAAUUCCCCUCGGUAGUGAGCCGACGGAACAAGAACUACAAGGAUAUGCUAAACGAGACGCGCGGCGCAAGAAGAUGCAAAUGUAAUAGACAAAGAAAAGUAGAAUUUGCACCAGCUCAAUUCGACGACAAAGAUGUGUGGAACUACGACACUGUUUCUGUUUGUUUUCGUUUGGUGUUCGAGUUCUGUUUCUUUUCUGCCUCAGAUAGUGUGGUCUGCGACGGUCGAGGACACCGGCGCGUAGACUUGUGCAUUCCAUAUGCAUAUAAAGAACCUUAUUUCUGUGCGAGGUUCAUCUUAUGCACUUGCAGAGACGACGCUUGGCGCUCGCCACUAAAUGCCGGCUGCACAAUCUGAAAAUAUUAAACAUUGUGUGCCGUCCUGCCGUUCUGUGCUGACAAUAAUUCCACGUCUUUUUUUCUUCUUUCACCCACUGGGCCAACGCGGCGAGUAGAA
Molecule: messenger RNA, 495 nt
Organism: Amoebophrya sp. A120
Lineage: Eukaryota; Dinophyceae; Syndiniales; Amoebophryaceae
Source: the annotation of a GenBank genome assembly